UGCGGAAACGCACGUCAUAGUAAUUCCGUACCAACCUUCCGGCACGGCGGCGGCCCAAGUCUUGUGACAACUCCUGGUGGUCGGACUUAUCUCGGGCUCCCUGCGACUUUUAACAGCCCAUCACUCGAACAUAUUGCUGCGAACUUGGACUGCAUGACCUCAUCAUUCUAUUUCUUCGGUCCUGACAGUGAAUUGUUGCUUACAUCCAGAUUAUGCGAAAGUUUGUUUGGAGCCCAUCCAGAGUUAAACAAUGCAUGACAUGAGUUUGGUGUUGAUCGCGGUGUAAGAUGUCUUACCACUAAUAUGCAAGACCUCAUUCAAAGGUUGUUUGUCAACAUACUCGGGGGGCUUCUGUUCCCCUUGGUGUUGUCGACGAGGACGAAGUUGAAAGGUUUUGUUCUCUCCUCACAGAUCAAGAUGACGAGACGAACGACAAGUCGAAAAGGGGGAAACGUAGUUUCGAAAACAACUGUUGGAACGUGUCGAUGGCACCCCCAGGAACAACGUGGGUUGCGGCGCAGCUGUGGAUGUGCCCUGACGUCCCAAACGGUGACCAGGCAGAGUGCCACUGCAACUCAACCAAACAUUGUGGGUGUAGCUAGAGAACUUAGAGGUGGAGGUAGCGAGAUCUCACGAGCCAUUGGCCGGACUGAGAAGUCCUACUGAUGCCACAAUUUAUAACCAGGAGACAAACUCCAUCCAAGGUCUGGCCUCCCUCGGCAACAACCUACACGAUAGUUUUAUUGUUGGGCAACACUUGUCACGCCUUCGCAUUGAUCAUCCUGCUUUCCCACGAGACCUCCCUCCCGUCCUUCUGGGGACGAGUCGCGGUGUCGCGGUGCCCCGCCCUCCGCUUUUGCCCACCCCUGAAUGUUGGUGAUGGAGUGGGCAUACUACAUUGCACAGUGCAGGACGAGGUUGUUCCUGUGGUAGCCUGGCAAUUGCCAUGGCUCUCACCGGGAAUAAGCGUGCCCCAGUUCUGCCAGACUCGUUGGAU
This is a messenger RNA of Pisolithus orientalis, 997 nucleotides long. RefSeq lists its product as uncharacterized. Lineage: Eukaryota; Fungi; Basidiomycota; Agaricomycetes; Boletales; Pisolithaceae. The record is from RefSeq and is a predicted model, not a curated record. Bases 304 to 666 code for a protein of 120 amino acids. The transcript is spliced from 5 exons.